AUGGUAUCAAGGGCUUCUCGAGAUCGUCGAGUUAGGGCAAUAGACACCCCAGAAACCACAGAAGGCUAUCAUAUGGACUGGAUGUUCACGAAUGAAGCUAUAUCAGUUGAAGGUGGAGGAAUGCUGUCAAAACAAGUAUUAAGAGCUACCACCAAGCUUCUCAUGCCUGGAUUCUUAUCUCAUUGUUUUUUUAUUCGUGCCUUCUUAGUUGUUUAUAUAGGAGGUGGGUUUUAUUCAUCAGUAAACUUGGCAGACUUUGAUAUUCCAACGACAUAUUCGGAACUUGGGUCUAUCAUUAGGGUUUCGCGCAUUAUGCUUCAGGUUAAGAAACUGUUGAAUCUUACAGUUUGCCGUUUCAAGCUUAUGAAGGAAAGGGCUUUUAAGGAAAAUUCACUAGUGGAAAAGUGUGAUACGAGUAUGAUGUGUGUAUGCAACCAGUAUUCUCUGACUUUUCCUGAACCAAGGUCAGCGAAAUUUUAG
Messenger RNA from Funneliformis mosseae, 480 nucleotides. Lineage: Eukaryota; Fungi; Glomeromycota; Glomeromycetes; Glomerales; Glomeraceae. The record is from the annotation of a GenBank genome assembly.